GGUUUGGGCCAAAGAAGGCGGUGAUGAAAGCGCCCCUACUAAGGACAAGGAAUUGGGCACCGUCAUCGGUAUUGAUUUGGGAACCACCUACUCUUGUGUGGGUGUGUUCAAGAAUGGGCGGGUGGAAAUUAUUGCCAACGACCAAGGUAACCGGAUCACGCCCUCGUAUGUGGCUUUCACCGCCGAAGGAGAGCGCCUGAUAGGUGAUGCGGCCAAGAAUCAGUUGACCACCAACCCGGAGAACACGGUUUUUGACGCCAAACGGUUGAUUGGAAGAGAAUGGACCGAUACCUCAGUACAACAUGAUCUGAAAUUUUUCCCCUUCAAGCUGGUCGAAAAGAGUUCGAAGCCACACAUUCAAUUGGAUACGGCUGCUGGUCAAAAGAUAUUUUCCUCAGAAGAGAUCUCGGCAAUGGUUUUGACCAAAAUGAAAGAGACCGCCGAAGCUUACUUAGGCAAAAAAGUCACUCAUGCUGUCGUUACGGUGCCUGCGUAUUUUAAUGAUGCUCAAAGGCAAGCCACUAAAGAUGCCGGUACUAUUUCUGGAUUAACAGUUAUGCGAAUCAUAAAUGAGCCAACUGCAGCAGCCAUCGCAUAUGGCAUGGAUAAAAAAGAUGGGGAAAAGAAUGUGUUGGUGUUCGACUUAGGAGGAGGAACUUUCGACGUGUCUCUUUUGACCAUUGACAAUGGUGUCUUCGAGGUAGUGGCCACCAAUGGGGAUACUCAUCUAGGCGGAGAGGAUUUUGAUCAAAGAGUCAUGGAACAUUUUAUCAAGCUGUAUAAGAAAAAGAAGGGCAAGGAUCUCCGCAAAGACAAUCGAGCGGUGCAGAAACUUCGACGAGAAGUAGAAAAAGCAAAAAGAGCGUUAUCCGCAGCCCAUCAAGUCAAAAUUGAGGUGGAAUCAUUGUUUGAUGGAGAGGAUUUGUCUGAAACUCUCACCCGUGCCAAAUUUGAGGAGCUGAACAUGGACCUUUUCCGUUCAACUAUGAAGCCCGUUCAAAAGGUCCUGGAAGAUGCGGAUAUGCAGAAAAAGGACAUCGAUGAAAUUGUUCUAGUAGGGGGCUCUACUCGCAUACCCAAGAUUCAGCAAUUGGUUAAAGAAUUUUUCAAUGGGAAAGAGCCCUCUCGUGGAAUUAAUCCCGAUGAAGCGGUUGCCUAUGGCGCAGCAGUUCAGGCUGGAGUUCUUUCGGGCGAGCAAGAUACUGGCGAGAUUGUUCUUUUGGAUGUAAAUCCACUGACCAUGGGAAUCGAAACUGUUGGAGGUGUUAUGACAAAAUUGAUUGGUCGAAACACUGUUAUUCCUACCAAGAAGUCCCAGAUAUUUUCAACAGCCGCAGACAAUCAAAACACGGUUACUAUCCAAGUUUUUGAAGGAGAAAGACCGAUGACAAAAGACAAUCAUCUUCUUGGCAAAUUCGACCUUACCGGCAUCCCACCUGCCCCUCGUGGUGUCCCGCAAAUUGAGGUUACUUUUGAAAUUGAUGCAAACGGAAUUUUACAAGUCUCGGCCGAAGAUAAAGGCACUGGCAACAAAGAAAAGAUCACCAUUACCAAUGACCAAAAUCGCCUUACUCCUGAAGACAUAGAGCAAAUGAUUCAAGACGCUGAAAAGUUCGCUGAUGAAGAUAAGAAACUGAAGGAACGUGUUGAAGCAAGGAACGAGCUGGAAUCGUAUGCCUAUUCCUUGAAAAACCAGAUAAAUGAUAACGAAAAGUUGGGAUCCAAAUUAAGUGAUGACGAAAAAGAAAAAAUUGAAGAAGCAGUAAACGAAAAGAUAUCUUGGCUUGAAGAAAAUGCUGAAGCAGAUGGCGAAGAUUUCAAAGCUCAAAAGAAAGAACUGGAAGAGACUGUUCAACCCAUCAUUGCAAAGCUCUACCAAGGAACAGGAGGAUCUCCUCCAGAAGAGGGUGAUGAUGAAGAAGUGGACAAAGACGAGCUGUAACUGUUUGAUGAUGCUUUGCUGUUAAUUUUUAAAGAUAUUAAACGAAUUUCCUUGUCCUAA
Messenger RNA from Tigriopus californicus, 2002 nucleotides. RefSeq names its product endoplasmic reticulum chaperone BiP (gene Hsc70-3). Gene Ontology annotation, molecular function: ATP-dependent protein folding chaperone; heat shock protein binding; ATP hydrolysis activity. The record is from RefSeq and is a predicted model, not a curated record. NCBI's taxonomy places the organism in Eukaryota, Metazoa, Arthropoda, Copepoda, Harpacticoida, Harpacticidae. Gene Ontology annotation, biological process: protein refolding; endoplasmic reticulum unfolded protein response; cellular response to unfolded protein. Gene Ontology annotation, cellular component: cytoplasm; endoplasmic reticulum lumen; endoplasmic reticulum chaperone complex.